This is a messenger RNA of Carassius gibelio (silver crucian carp), 2120 nucleotides long. RefSeq names its product forkhead box F1 (gene foxf1). Bases 250 to 1398 code for a protein of 382 amino acids. Gene Ontology annotation, biological process: regulation of transcription by RNA polymerase II; animal organ morphogenesis. The record is from RefSeq and is a predicted model, not a curated record. Gene Ontology annotation, molecular function: RNA polymerase II cis-regulatory region sequence-specific DNA binding; DNA-binding transcription factor activity, RNA polymerase II-specific. The transcript is spliced from 2 exons. Lineage: Eukaryota; Metazoa; Chordata; Actinopteri; Cypriniformes; Cyprinidae. Gene Ontology annotation, cellular component: nucleus.
GCCGAUGAAAACCGAUAAGUAAAAGCUCAACGCCUGAAGGAAGUACAAGAGGACAAGAUCUGAAGCCGAAAGAAUCUUCUUUUCCCAACAGUAUUCAGUUUUAUGGUUCGUAGUACUGUCAUAGGUGGAGUACUCAAUUACGCAUUACCAGAGAGAAAGAUAGGUCAUUCCCGCAUUACAACUGGUUAUUAAUAUAAGCAUCGUAAAAUCUUAUUUUUGAUCGUUGAUUUUUACUCGGGUGCGUGAAGAAUGACUGCUGAAGUUCAGCAACCCUCCGUGCAGACCCCUCCUCACAGUAGCCCGAUGUCGGAGAAACCACACGGACAGACGCCUGUGAUGGAGACCUCGUCUUCUUCCUCCAGCACCAAAACAAAAAAGACGAACGCUGGAAUCCGUCGUCCUGAAAAGCCCCCGUACUCUUACAUCGCUCUCAUUGUCAUGGCCAUCCAGAAUUCUCAAACCAAACGACUGACUCUAAGCGAAAUUUACCAGUUCCUUCAGAGCCGCUUCCCGUUUUUCAGAGGCUCGUAUCAAGGCUGGAAAAACUCGGUGCGUCACAAUCUGUCUCUGAACGAGUGCUUUAUCAAGCUGCCCAAAGGUCUGGGUAGACCCGGGAAGGGUCACUACUGGACCAUCGACCCGGCCAGUGAGUUCAUGUUCGAGGAGGGAUCUUUUCGCAGGAGGCCGCGGGGAUUCAGGCGUAAAUGUCAGGCGCUCAAACCUUCUAUGUACAGCAUGAUGAACGGGCUGGGAUUCAAUCACAUACCUGAGUCUUAUAAUUUUCAAUCGGGCGGCGGGGGCAUGUCUUGUCCUCCAAACAGUUUACCUUUGGAGAGUGGGAUUGGGAUGAUGAAUGGACAUUUGGCCAGCAAUAUGGAAGCAAUGGGCUUGGCAGGACACUCUAUGUCACAUUUAUCAACGAAUAGUGGACAUUCAUACAUGGGCAGUUGCACAGGAUCCUCGGGGAGUGAAUACCCCCACCACGACAACUCUGCAUCGCCGCUUCUAACCAGCGGGGGAGUGAUGGAGCCGCAUGCCGUGUAUUCUAGCACAGCCUCGGCCUGGCCUCCAGCGCCCACGGGCUCCCUAAACAACGGGGCGUCUUACAUCAAACAGCAGCCGCUCUCUCCGUGCAACCCUGGAACCAAUUCGCUGCAGCCCAGUUUACCCAUACACUCAAUGGAACAGUCCUACCUGCACCAGAAUGGCCACGGAACCACCGAACUUCAAGGUAUACAACGCUAUCAUUCCCAAUCUCCCAGCAUGUGUGACAGGAAAGAGUUUGUCUUCUCCUUUAACGCCAUGACCUCUUCAUCGAUGCAUUCACCAGGGAGUAGUAGCUCGUUCUACCACCAUCAGCAGGUCUCCUAUCAAGACAUCAAACCCUGUGUGAUGUGACAGCAUUGUUGCAUGCAACUAGGCUUCCUUCAACGACGAGCAACAGCGUAAAUAGACCUAAAUGAGACUUUGAGUGGAUUUUAAAUGGUUCUUUUGGAAAGGGACAUGGAAUUAAGAAUUAGCGUUUAUUAAUAAUCAAAACUUUGCUAUGGAAAGGAAUUGGCAGUAAACUACAAACUCAAUAGAGGAGCUAUUAAAAAAGUCCGAUUGGCUACUUCUAGAGAUUUGAAAAUGGAAAAUCCAACAGCUUCAGGUCUCUGCGAAUAAGGCUGGGGACAUAAUAAAAGCAAGUAGGCUACAUUCCGUUUCCAACAGCUCGGUGCUAACUCUGCUGGCGGUUGACACUUGUAUGAACGCUUGUCCACAAUAAUUUUCAUUUCGCUUUAAAUGGUGAAAACAGUCAGAACGCGAAAUGAAGGCACUUUUAAACUUAUUUAUUCUUUUGAAAUGUUUAAUGUUAGGCUACAAUUAUAGCCACAUAUUGCUAAUUUGGCAAUAUUUGCCCAAUGUAACGAAGGUUAAAUAUAAGCACUGUUAGUUAUUUCGAUUUUUUUAUUUAGUUGUACAUCUAUAUUGACACGUCUUAUUCCUCAAACACUGUAUAAACUUUACAUGGUGUAGGAAAUAUAUUUUAGUAUUUUUCCGUUCCACUUUAAAUAUUAGUUGAUGUAAUACUUCAGUUCUAUUGAAAAUUUAAAUAAAUAAUAAUGGGUUGAAUUUUG